This is a messenger RNA of Manis pentadactyla (Chinese pangolin), 3015 nucleotides long. RefSeq names its product ornithine aminotransferase (gene OAT). The transcript is spliced from 11 exons. Lineage: Eukaryota; Metazoa; Chordata; Mammalia; Pholidota; Manidae. Gene Ontology annotation, cellular component: cytoplasm. The coding region runs from base 132 to 1451 and encodes 439 amino acids. The record is from RefSeq and is a predicted model, not a curated record. Gene Ontology annotation, molecular function: identical protein binding; pyridoxal phosphate binding; L-ornithine transaminase activity.
ACGGGUGCGCAAAGCGCCGCCAGGAGUUGGUGGGCUCUCUGAAGAAGUUCCUGGAUUUCAAGUUAAAAAUCUGCAUUCUAAUCUGAACCGUGUGGAGAAAGGGUGGGUGCUAUUCUUACUUGGAGGACAGGAUGUUUUUCAAACUAGUACAUUUGCAGACCAUUGCCGUGCUUCGUCGUGGAAUUCACUCUUCAGUGGCUUCUGCUACAUCUGUUGCAACUAAAAAAACAGUCCAAGGCCCUCCAUCCUCUGAUUACAUUUUUGAACGAGAAUCUAAAUAUGGUGCACACAACUACCAUCCUUUGCCUGUAGCCCUGGAGAGAGGAAAAGGUAUUUACUUAUGGGAUGUAGAAGGCAGAAAAUAUUUUGACUUCCUGAGUGCUUACAGUGCUGUCAACCAAGGGCAUUGUCAUCCAAAGAUUGUAGCUGCUCUGAGAAGUCAAGCAGACAAAUUGACCUUAACAUCUAGGGCCUUCUAUAACAACGUACUUGGUGAAUAUGAAGAGUAUGUUACCAAACUGUUCAACUACCAUAAAGUCCUUCCGAUGAAUACAGGAGUGGAAGCUGGAGAGACUGCUUGCAAACUUGCUCGCAGGUGGGGAUAUGCUGUUAAGGGGAUUCCGAAAUACAAAGCAAAGAUUAUUUUUGCAGCUGGAAACUUCUGGGGUAGAACAUUGUCUGCUAUCUCUAGUUCCACAGACCCAAGCAGUUAUGAUGGUUUUGGACCAUUUAUGCCAGGUUUUGAAGUCAUUCCAUAUAACGACCUGCCUGCUCUUGAGCGUGCUCUUCAGGAUCCAAAUGUUGCUGCAUUCAUGGUAGAGCCAAUUCAGGGUGAAGCAGGUGUUGUUGUUCCUGAUCCAGGCUACCUGAUGGGUGUGCGAGAGCUCUGUACCCGGCACCAGGUUCUGUUUAUUGCUGAUGAAAUACAGACAGGAUUGGCCAGAACUGGUAGAUGGCUGGCUGCUGAUCAUGAAGAUGUCAGACCUGAUAUAGUUCUUCUUGGAAAGGCACUUUCUGGUGGCUUAUACCCUGUGUCUGCAGUGCUGUGUGAUGAUGAUGUAAUGCUGACCAUUAAACCAGGGGAGCAUGGGUCCACCUACGGUGGCAAUCCGCUAGGCUGCCGAGUGGCCAUUGCAGCCCUUGAGGUUUUGGAAGAAGAAAACCUUGCUGAAAAUGCAGACAAAAUGGGUACUGUGUUGAGAAAUGAACUCAUGAAGUUACCUUCUGAUAUCGUAACUGCUGUAAGAGGAAAAGGAUUAUUAAAUGCUAUUGUAAUUAGAGAAACCAAAGAUUAUGAUGCUUGGAAGGUGUGCCUGCGACUUCGAGAUAACGGACUUCUGGCCAAGCCAACCCAUGGUGACAUCAUCAGGUUUGCCCCUCCUCUUGUGAUCAAGGAGGAUGAGAUUCAGGAGUCCGUGGAAAUUAUUAACAAGACCAUCCUGUCUUUCUGAGGGCGGUGACUGUUUUCAGUGGCACCUGGGAGCUGGCCAGAGAUGGCAGUUCGUUGAUGUCCUAUGAACCGUCUGUGUCUGUGCUUAACGUGGGUGCACUUCACUCCCCUGUGUCUUCAAGGACUUUUUUAAAAAAAGAUUUUUUUUUUCAGUGCAUACAUAACAAUGACAUUUAUAAACAAAACAUGUGUUUUGUUGUGUAAUAUAACUAGGAGAAUGUAAUGGCAUCUAUACUUGAUUAUUUGUGCUCAUGUGCUUUCUCAGAUGAAAGGCACCUCUGUAUGUACUCAAGCCCUUCAGGAUAAUUUAUAUGUGUUCUAUAAUAUCCUUGCUGGUAUAAAUGUUUUGCAUUUGAAAAAGUUAUAUGGGUUAUUACAUAUAUGACUUGCUUAACCUAGUAAAGUUGAGCCAUAAUCAUUGAAUUUUAGGAAGGAUUAAUGGUUAAGCUUAUAUAAAAUACUAGACUUAAGUAAAACUUCAUAGUCCCAGCGUCAGGAUGUAUUACCAUUUUGAAUUGAGAAUUAAUGUUUAACAUUCCCAAAUUAUGUUAUAAGUGUUUGAUGUAAUUUGUAAAAAAAAAAAUUUAUUUUGUUUUUCUUUACAUUUAAAAUAAAGCUUAUAUUUAAAAUGUGUAUUUUAUUGUCAGUCUGCUAUUACUGCAGUAUUUUUUUUGAAAUUAAAGCAUUGUUUGUUAUCUUAUGUUGGUUUCAAAUACAAAACACAGUGGUUCAACAGUUAUGCAUAUUAUUAAAUUCCCCUCUAGUGUGGUUACUGUCUCUUAAUGUAGUAAGAUGUCACAGAAUCAAUUAUAUUUUCCAUGCUGUACUACUGUCCCUGUCACCAACUUAUAUUGUGAUUGUGAAUUAUUAUGCCCCUUUAUCCCUGUCAACCACCCCCUACCCCUGCCUGGCCAACCCCUCCCCCUUGGUAACUACUAGUCCCUUCUUGGUGUCUGAGUCUACUGCUAUUUUGUUCCUUCUGUUUUGCCUUGUUUUUAUACUCCACAGUAAGUGAAAUCAUAUGGUACUUGUCUUUGUCCACCUGGCUUAUUUCACUGAGCAUAAUACCAUCUAUCUAUAUACAUCCAUGUUGUUGGAAAUGGAUUUCUUUUUUAUGGCUGAAUAAUAUUCCAUUGUGUAUGUAUAUGUACCACAUCUUUAUCCAUUCACCUACUGAUGGACACUUAGGUUGCUUCUGUAUCUCGGCUAUUGCGAAUAGUGCUGCAACAAACGGGUGCAUAGAAUUUCUUUAAAUCAGGGAUUUUGUUUUCUUUGGGUAAAUUCCUAGGAGUGGAAUUACUGCGUCAAAUGGUGUUUCUAUGUUUAGUUUUUUGAGGAACCUCCAUAUUGCUUUUCACAACAGUUACUGCAGUAUUAUUGAUUUACAUUGCUUUAUUUUCAUGUGCUUUCAAGAGCAUUCCAGCUUCUUUGGUAAUUUCUAGAAAAAUAGAAAGUAUAAAAAGGAAGUUUCAUAAUACUCCCUUCUCCCUGUUCAAAAUAAUUGCAUUUUCUCCAUGUGUAUACUGGUGUUUACCAUUUUUAUUAAAAUAUCCUUAUUAUUCAUA